UGCCAUGGUGGUCAAAGUCAUGGCUGUGAUCAAAACACAAACAAACCAGGAGCUUUCUAAAAGAACCUGUUUCGAAUCGAUGCUAUUCGAAACAUCACGUGUUUGUACCAGUAACGUCAAAUUCGCAUGUACAGAUGGUUUUCUAAGAUUUUCUACUGCGGUCUGUUACGUGCAUGCGUUUGGAGCAAUCGCAGGCAAUGCCAAGUCGCGACAACAGUGUUGACAGGCAUAGAAAAAAGCGCAGCAGUCGUAAAGUUUCAAUUACAGAAAAUGAAUUGGAACCAGUACAUAAACCACUGCGUUACAGACGGUUUCAUAGGAGUAGACGCCAUUCAAGAGUCAAGGGAGAAUUUGAAGAAUUGACAGAUAAAAAUGGAAACAGCAAUGGUGUCACAAUGCCUAAAAAAGGUAGCAAGCAUAAUAUUCAAAAGAAACUUGAUAGAUUAGCUGAAGAAAAUCGGAUAUUAACAAUGAAAUUAGAAAGUUGUAAUAUAAGCCCUGAAACUAUUACAGAAUUAAAAGAAAAGGAUUCCUUAAUAUCAAAAAUUUACAAUAAGUACCAGAAAUUGUUGAAAAAUCACGACAGUUUACAACAAGAGUAUGAGAAAGUAAGUGCUCUUUUGGCAGAACGUGAAACGGAAUACAAUCAGUUGCAAAUGCAUCACAAGAAAUUUACAGAAGUUUUACAAAAAGUAGAGAAAACCAAUUCCAAUCUUCUAACAUUUAAUCAAAGAUGUAAGACUGAAAAUGUUCAGUUAAAUGAAGAUGUUCUGCUUCUUAAGCAUGUGAUAUAUCGAUUGAACGCAGAGCUUGAAAGAUAUCAAGAUAAAUUAAAGGAAUCUGGACAAAAUACUUUACCUAAAAAUGUUAAUGAUAUAUUAGAUUUUAAAAGAUCAGCAGAUGACAUUAAAACAGUAUCGGAAUCUUGGGGUUCGGUGAAUACGCAUGUGCUAGGUCCACUUUUAGACGCUUAUCAAGAAAGCUUAUCGGAGAAACAGGAGCUUGUAAACAGAUACGAAGAAGACAUCGCGAAUUUUAGUACCAGAUGCAAAGAAGUUAUCAUAGAGAAUGAAUGUAUGCAGAAUGAAAUGGAGAAGUUGAAGUCACAGUGUACCAGGUACACAGAUGAAAUCAAGAUGAUAUCCCAGGAUGCUGAUUUGCUCAAGGAAUUGAACGAGUGUUACACGAAACAGGCGACUCACCAAAAGCAGAAGAUACAUGAGAUCCAUUCGUUGUACGAACAGAAAGUGGGGGCAAUGUCAUUUGACAAUAACAGACUUCACGAAGAAUGUCUUGCUUCUAAGACUGAAUUGAGUAAUCUUCAAGGAAAAUAUGAUAUUCUUCACAAGGAAUAUGAAAAGUUGCAAAACGAUAAUACAAAAACAAUGCCUGUUCAUGUUCAUAAUGCUGCAGUCGAAGAAUGUAAAGAAUUGUUUGAUAAAUUGAAGCGUCAGUAUGAAACUGAGAAAGAAAAAUUAUCCACUCGCAUUAAGGAAUUGGAAGAAUCUCAUGGUCAAAAUAAAAGUCAACUGGAUAUAGUUACGAUUGAAAGAAAUCAAUUGAAAGGAUUGAAUAAAAGUUUUGAAAAACAUCUGAAACGUAUACAGCAUAAAUUGGAACAUUUUCAAAAAAUCGCGCAUUCUAUGCAAAUAUCCCGAGAUUCCUUUAAGAAACAGUUAAGAAAGACCACAUUAUAUUGCGAAGAGUUAUUUAAUGAAUAUGAAAGAAUAGCCGCCGAACGGGAUAAGUUAGUAAAACUUUUAUAUGAAACAGAAAAUGAAAAUUCAAUAAUUGUAUCAAAUCAAAUAUUACAGAUUGUACACGAAGGUGCCAAGCAACAAAUUGCACUGGCAGAAAAAAAUAUGAAAGUGCAGCAGCUCGAUGUGCAUCGAAUGAAGGACGAGUAUCGUCGAGAAUUGCAACGCUUCAAGCAUCUACUGAAGCAAAAAGAGGAAACGAUCGGACGAUUGCAGAAAGAGAUUAGCGCGACCCGCGAGAACUUGGAACUUGUUUGGAAAGUCACCGCUGAGGAUAAUAAGAAAGUUAAAGGAGGACUGAAAAGCGCGAAGAUACAGCACGUUUAGUUAAGCUUAGAAAUUACCUACGUAUUCACGAUGUAAAAUAAAUCUAAUUCCGUCUCUAAUAUAU
Atta colombica is the source of this 2148-nucleotide messenger RNA. RefSeq names its product centrosomal protein of 89 kDa (gene Cep89). NCBI's taxonomy places the organism in Eukaryota, Metazoa, Arthropoda, Insecta, Hymenoptera, Formicidae. Gene Ontology annotation, biological process: mitochondrion organization; chemical synaptic transmission; cilium assembly. The record is from RefSeq and is a predicted model, not a curated record. Gene Ontology annotation, cellular component: centriole; ciliary transition fiber. The coding region runs from base 174 to 2084 and encodes 636 amino acids. The transcript has 7 exons.